AUGGCCGGCGGUUGGGCAGUCACGAGGGCGGCUUUGACACCCACAAGGCCCACAAGGGAGUCCCUUGUUGCAACUUCUGCCCGUGCUUUACGAUUCGUGCGCGCCGCAUCCGCAUCCGCGGAGGGAGACGGGAACGGGACGGGGGCCCGGCAUCUCUUGCCUUGCCAGUUGCCACCCACCACCCCCGUUGGUCUUGGUCUCGGUCUCGGUCUCGUCUCGUCGGCCACCGCCACCUCCGCCGCCGAUGCGGGUCCGUCUCCAGCACCUCCUUUUUUGGAUUCAAAUCCCAACUCCUCAUUCCCUCGCCAACACUUGCCUCCUUGUUGGAUUCCUCCUCGUCGAUGUAGCAUCGAAGCCAUCACGCCUAUGGAGCGGCGGCAAGCUCAACUGAUGGUUUGGUUGCUCCACAGGUCAAAACAAAGGUCUUGCCCUGUCAGUGACAUGAUGAUUCUCAGGGUGGUGCCAUCCGAACCUCAUUUUCUGUGGUACAACAUUGGGUAUGAAGAAAAAGGCUUAUGGAAAUGGUGAAAUUGCCAGAGAUUUUUCUAGCAAAGUUGACCACAUCCUGAAAAAUCACUUGGGCAUUGUUGUCAAGAAACUUGCGAUUAGCAUGUGUGGAUAUUAUGCUGCCAAUGAUUCUUGUUAUCUCAACAGUUGGCUUCUGACUGCUGUUACACCAGGAAUUGAAGAACUUUCACUUAUACUGCCAGUGGGGGCAACAUACAAUUUCCCAUGCUCACUUUUGUCUAAUGGGAGUGGAGACUCAAUCCGGUAUCCCCUACUUUGUGGUUGCUCCUUGCGACCCACAGCUGAACUUCCUUGGUUAAAAAAGCUUGACAAAAGUGGA
Molecule: messenger RNA, 847 nt
Organism: Sorghum bicolor (sorghum)
Lineage: Eukaryota; Viridiplantae; Streptophyta; Magnoliopsida; Poales; Poaceae
Exons: 2
Coding region: 1-528 (175 amino acids)
Source: RefSeq, a predicted model, not a curated record